Molecule: messenger RNA, 843 nt
Organism: Schistosoma curassoni
Lineage: Eukaryota; Metazoa; Platyhelminthes; Trematoda; Strigeidida; Schistosomatidae
Source: the annotation of a GenBank genome assembly
AUGACUGAGAUAUAUCUAUAUUAUAAUAGUUAUAUGGUUAUAUGCUUAUAUAUAUCAUGGAUCUUUGUAUGUAUUUGUGCUGAUCAUUUGGGAAAGAAACUUCCACCAUUCUCUUCAUCAUCAUCUUCAUCAUUGGAAUUCAAUAAAAUUUUACAAACAUCUAAAGGUUUUGCUAAUGUAUUAACCGAUACAUAUCUGGAUCAAUUAGUUGAUAAAAUUUUAUCAAUUCGUCAAGAAUAUCCAAAUUUAUUAAAUAAUGAUAAAUCAUUGGAAACAAUUCAAUCAGCUCAUGAUAAAGUAGAAGAAACACUUCAAAAAAUUCAUCAUUUACUUCAUAAACAUUAUGAAGAAUAUGAAAAUAAAGAAAAUCGUUUGAAUAUCCCAAUUGAUGAAUCAAGUACACAUACUAUUGAUAUCGAUAAAAUGAAAGAAUCAUCUAAGAAAAUUCAACAAUUCCAUGAAAAAUUAUCUCAAUUAAUACCAGUCUAUAUGGACUUGAAACUACAAUCUUAUCAAUCAUUGAAUAAUAAAACUAUUGAACAAGAUACUACUACCACUACCGCUACUACUCAAUCUUUUGAAAACAUCCAUCAAGCUGUGAAUAAUUUAAAAAGAUUAUUAUUAGCUAAUGAAAAAUUAGAAAAUGGUUUACAACGUAUAUCACAAUAUACAUCUUUAUUGCCGGAUUUAUCAGAAAACUUGACUAUUCCAAUCUUAGGUGAAAUUCUCUCAUCGAACCAGUGUCCGUCAUCAACAUCAUCAUCAGCACCAAAAACAACAACAACAACCACAUCAUUCUCGUUAACAUCAUCAUCAUUACGUCCUGAUGAUCAAUUGUUGUAA